Cannabis sativa is the source of this 631-nucleotide messenger RNA. RefSeq lists its product as uncharacterized. Lineage: Eukaryota; Viridiplantae; Streptophyta; Magnoliopsida; Rosales; Cannabaceae. The transcript has a single exon. The coding region runs from base 1 to 504 and encodes 167 amino acids. The record is from RefSeq and is a predicted model, not a curated record.
AUGGAAGCCGCAGCAAAAAUGUUGCUCUUUUCUCCAAAACCCACUUCAAUAAAACCCACAAUUUCAAGUCUCAAACCCAGAUUAACAACCACACGGCGGCUCAAGGUCAUAGCCAUGGCAAAGGAAACCAGCGAAGAAACUGAGGGAGGUGGUGGAGUAGCGGAGACAGCGGCUAUCAUCGGUGGCUUAGUGUCGACACCAGUCAUUGGGUGGUCUCUGUACACUCUGAAGACCACAGGGUGUGGCUUGCCACCUGGUCCCGGCGGCUCAAUCGGCGCGGUGGAAGGAGUGAGCUACUUAGCCGUGGUGGGAAUUGUGGGUUGGUCUUUGUAUACCAAAGCGAAAACUGGGUCUGGUUUACCCAAUGGCCCUUUUGGGUUAUUGGGGGCUGUAGAAGGUUUGUCUUACUUGUCGUUGGUUGGGAUUUUGGUGGUUUUUGGGCUUCAGUUCUUGGAACAAGGCUCCAUUCCUGGACCACUUCCUACUGAUCAGUGCUUUGGCUGAGUGUGUGUGUCGUUUUUUGGCCACUACAUUUCUUAUCUUUUUCUCUGUGGCCACCAUUUAAUCUAAUCUCUGUGUGUACCUACCUACAUAAGUUGAUAUGAUAUUUUGCUCUUAAAUAUGAUCAAAA